GGCAUUUUUUAUACAACUGGAGUAAUAUGUUGUUUUCACUAUUAUCCAAACGGCAGAAAAUUUUUGUUCUUGUAAUUAGUGUAGCUUGUGUAGCGGUUGUUGGAAUAGCACUGCUCGUACAUUUCUUAAAGAGAAAUUCUUAUGAAGAAGCCUCGUCGCCACUCACCAGUGAAACUUCAUCUGGAGUUGAACGAGCAACGGAAACAGGGAUAUUGUGCAUCUAUUAUAAUUGUUCAACUAAUAAUAGUAACGAUAGUAUCAACGCAAUCUGUGAUAAUUACGAGAAAUACACUUGUGACAAACACCAUAAAACUGAUCAUCCUGAUAAUCUAACAAUUACGGUAGACGAUGUCGUCAUGAAAAUGUUUGAAAUAACGGAGUACCAAGAUGUACCGAGUAUCAAAGCAGCUGAAAUGUUCUACAAAACAUGCACCGAAGCCCUUUCGGUGAAAAACGAGUUCAUUACUACAAAAGUUAUUGAUCUAAUAGAACUACUUUUCAGUGGAUGGCUGAUGUCAUCAGAUGACACACAGCAGUACAAUCUCAUAGAAAAAUUUCUUAGAAGUCGGAAAUUCAAUCUGACCGCUUCAAUUUUACCAUUGAUAUUUCAAGGUGGAAGAACCACUUUGUUUUCCUUGAACCUAAUUGGAGACUAUUCUCAAGAGGAUAAUUCAAUGAUUUAUAUUGGACCAGGAUCGCUCGAUGCAUUUGACAGUGAGAAAUUAAACAUGUCAGAUCGAAUGGACAGUGAAGUCAAAGAACAAAUCUUCAAAUAUUUAGAAAACGUAGGAGCUCUACAAACUAAUAAAAAUAUGAUGGACGGUGUUUUUGAAAUUUACUCGAAAAUAAAAGAUGUGCAGGAGAAAACCGCGAUUGAUGAAGAUACACUUGUUAGUAUUAGUGAUCUGGAGCAAAUCUGUCCAAUCAUCGAUUGGAAUGUUUUAUUUGAAAAUGCAUUCGCGCAUGAAUCGUAUAAAAAUUUGGAAGUUUAUAUUCAACGUAAAGAAGCUUUGAGGAUGACUUGUAAAUUUCUCUUUUCGAAAAUUAUAACAGAAAAAGGAAGAAAAGAUAUACACAAUAUGCUAGUGAUAAAAUUUUUGUACAAAAUGCGACGUUACUUGAAGAAAUAUGUCGAAGACUUUUAUCCUUCAGAUAUUGAUGAAAAGUCGUCAACUUGCAUUCAGGAAUUGAAGGAGAAUUUCUGGUGGACAAUAAACAAACAGCAUAAAUAUUCUAGUAUAAGUAAGAGUACAAAAGAUGAAGUGACUCAGAUGUUUGACAAAAUGAAGCACAAAUUGACUGAAUUAUUGUCUCAAGGCUCAUGGAGCAGUGAAGAUGACAAAGAAGAAGCUAUUUCAACGGUUUCCAAUAUCAAAGUACUAUUAAUGGAUUCAGAAUCUUUGAGUGAGGGAUACGAAAGCCGAGAUAAAAUACUCGAAAAUAAACUUUCUUCAGAUAACUAUCUUAUAAAUGCAUACUACUCGAUGAAAGCUAAAUUUCUAACAUCAUUGAAGGCCACUUCGCACGGAUACGAAUUACCUGAUUUAUUCACUUUCCAACCGUUUAUAAUUGACGGAGGUGGUACAGUGGUUAUGACUUCUGGGUUAUUACAUCCACCGUUUCUGAAUACAUCACACUCAAUAUCUGAAAAGUAUGGAACUCUCGGAUGGCUUCUUGGCCGACAGAUUAUAUCUGCAGCUUUCAGAGAUAACCAGCUAAUAGAACAAACGCAAUAUCAGCCGGAGUGUGGAUCAACUGCUUCUACACCGUUCCGAAGUCAACUGUGUUGUUUAUCAGCACAAAUCAACUCUGGUAGACUUCAGAAAGAAAAUUUGGAAAAAUUGUCAGCUGGUAUAAAUGGUCUUAUGUUAUCUUUCGAAACAUACAAGGAAACUUUAAGUGGAAAUACUGAAAGCUUAAAUGAAAGGAAGAUGUUUUUUUCAGCAUUCGCCAGAAUGAUGUGUGGCGGCUUAUUAUCACAUAUUAUUGAUCGCAAAUCACAGUCUUCUAUCCAAGACUACGAAUACAUUGUGAACGAUGUUGUGAAAUACAGUCAAGGAUUUUCAGAAACAUACCAAUGUGAAAGUGGUUCGGUAAUGAAUCCUGUGCGCAAAUGUAUUCUUUAG
Messenger RNA from Schistosoma haematobium, 2126 nucleotides. RefSeq lists its product as uncharacterized. The record is from RefSeq and is a predicted model, not a curated record. Gene Ontology annotation, biological process: protein processing. Lineage: Eukaryota; Metazoa; Platyhelminthes; Trematoda; Strigeidida; Schistosomatidae. Bases 27 to 2126 code for a protein of 699 amino acids. Gene Ontology annotation, molecular function: metalloendopeptidase activity. The transcript has 19 exons. Gene Ontology annotation, cellular component: plasma membrane.